This is a messenger RNA of Brassica oleracea var. oleracea, 1769 nucleotides long. RefSeq names its product F-box/LRR-repeat protein At1g48400-like. The transcript is spliced from 4 exons. Gene Ontology annotation, molecular function: protein binding. Lineage: Eukaryota; Viridiplantae; Streptophyta; Magnoliopsida; Brassicales; Brassicaceae. The record is from RefSeq and is a predicted model, not a curated record. Bases 140 to 1666 code for a protein of 508 amino acids.
UGGUUAUAAAAGCACUUUGUGUUCUGUGUCAAAAAAAAAAGAAAAAGAAAAAGAAAAAGAAAACCGCAGCUGCUCAAUUAUAUAUCGUCAAGCUCAGGCUCUUGGUUCUUCCUCUGACGUUGUGUCGAUACUAAAUUUGAUGGGGGAUUCAAUUAGCAGUUUGCCAGAUGAGAUUCUUGGCAAACUCCUGUCUCUAGUUCCGACAAAAGUGGCUGCUUCCACAUCGGUUCUGUCCAAGAGGUGGAGGAAUCUUCUGUCUCUUGUAGACAGCCUUAGUUUUGAUGAGUCGAUGGUUGUCUAUCCUAACGAAGAAGAAGCAACAAUAGGUUCACAACGCUUCUGUGAUUUCGUAGACAAGACACUUGCUCUGCUACACAACUCUCCCGCCAUCAAGACAUUCUCUCUGUAUCGUGUAGCUAAGACUAUGAGUUACAACGACGAAUCCGCCCGUCUCAACCGUUGGAUUUGGACUGCAAUGGAACAAGGUUUAUUGGAACUACACUUGUACGCCCCAGCCAGUAGGUCUACUGUUAAUAUAGAACCUAGGGUACUAAGGAGUAACACACUGGUUAAGCUCACAAUCUCCGGUCAUUAUGAUAUUGAUGUAGAUAGUGAUGGUGAAGAUAGUGAUGAUGAAGAUAUUGAUGAAUCUCUGGAUGUGUUUUUCCCCGCCCUCAAAUCACUUUCUCUGAUGGUUGCGCUUGAUAUUGAAUCCUAUCCCCGAAUCAUCCAUGCUUGUCCUGUGCUGGAAGAGUUAACCAUACGCAAUGGGGACUUUUCAGAUAUGGGGCCACUUUGGGGGGGUACGGUUGUGGAACAUGCAUCGAUCAAGCGUCUUGUGAUUGCUACGCAUGUUCCUGAUCAUAUUGACUACUAUCUCUUGUUAGAGUAUUUCGAAAAUGCUUGCCAAACAGUUCGUUUCCAAGCACCAAGUCUCGUCUACCUUGACUAUUCUAGUUUUGUCUUUAGAAAGUAUGCCGUUGGUGAUUUGGAUUCUCUUGUCGAAGCAAGGCUGAGUCUCAAGUUAUGGAGGUCAACUAGUCAUUAUGAUUACGAUGAUGAUUAUUAUUACGAUUAUAAUGCUUCUCUUUGUGAUGAUGAUGAUCCAAGCCCGCCUAUAUUCGGUGAUGUUACAUGUCUUGUUGCUGCUAUAAGAAACAUUACCACCCUUCACUUGUCUCCUGAUUCCCUUGAGGUGUUUCAUUUCUGUUGUAAAUCCAUGCCUAUCUUCAACAACCUUCUUAAUUUAUCUAUCGAGAGUAACAAUCAAAAUGGUUGGCAAGUAAUGCCACUUCUGCUCAAGUCUUGUCCAAAUCUACAAACUUUAGUCUUCAAGGGUCUUGUUCACAAAGUAACAAAUAGAUGUGGAGAUGCAUGCGCUUGUAACCCUCAGAAUCCAAGUCUGAAAAAUAGUAAGAAGAUGAAAAAGAAGAAAAAAAUAUGUUGUCUACAGACAUGUCCAGUGAAGGUGCUAGAGAUUUCAGACUAUGGAGGUUGUUUUCAAGAGGUGGAACAAAUGAGACAUUUCUUGGGAAAUUUGAAAUGUCUUGAAACUGUAAAAGUUGGUGUUGAUCCGGACAACAAAGGCAAGAAUGCUGAGUUCCUGCGAGCUAAUCUAACGAAUCUUCCCAAACUUUCAUCAAAGUGCACUAUUCAACUCCUCUGAGCUAUUUUUUUUUCAUCUUUCUUGUGUUAUGUAAUAACAUAUAUUAUUGUUAUCACUUUAAACAUCCCUCUUUCAUAUUAAUUGCAAUAUUUAUCUCUGGAAA